ACCCCAUUAAACAAACAACAUUGAAAAUCACAAACAUACAUACAUAUGUACAUACAAAAUUAUACGCAUGUCGUACGAUCUAUGAGAAAAAGAGAAAAAAAUCGUGGCUUAUUGUUGUACCUCUAGCUGAGCGAGCGGUGACUUAAUUCGGUUAAGACGGGGACAGUUCGUACUCUUCGUUGUUUCUCCUUCAUUCAGUGGCAAAGGAAAAUAAAAGAAAUAAACAUUUGCUGAAGGUUUAUUUGAGAGCGCACAGUCAUCAAAAUGUCUACUUUGUUACCUGGAAAUAUUGUCUAUGGUGGACCUGUAACAGGUACCGAGACACAAAGCUACAAAUCAUUGGGCCACUAUGUUAUGGAGAAGUACAAGAGUUUUGGAGACAAGGCAGCCCUGAUCGAUGGCGUCACUGGACAGGAGUAUACGGCCCAAUAUAUGUACAAAUCAAUUGUUCGACUAGCUCAUGUUUUAAAACAUUUGGGUAUUCAAAGCAAUGAUGUCGUUGGCCUUUCCAGUGAGAAUCGUAUCGAAUACGCCAUUACAAUGUUUGCUGCAUUUGCUGUAAAUGCCACUGUAGCUCCAUUGAACAUAACUUAUUCUGAGCGUGAGGUACAUCAUGCCAUCAAUUUGUCUAAGCCCAAAGUAAUGUUUGCCUCCAAAAUGACCAUUGAUCGCAUUGCAAAGGUGGCAAAGAAUAACUCAUUUGUUAAGAAGAUAGUGGUUUUUAGCGACAGUUCACCAAAUUCUCAUGUUUUGUCUUUCAAAGAAUUAAUGGAAAGCAAAAAAAUUGUGUCUUCGGAUACAUUUGAAUGUGUGACUGCCAAUAAGGGCGAAGAUGUUGCCUUGAUUGUAUGUUCAUCGGGCACCACAGGCUUGCCCAAAGGUGUACAAUUGACACAAUCGAAUAUUUUGAUAACAAUCGACUCCCAACUCGAGCCCACCGCUAUACCCUUAGGGGAAAUAAAAAUGCUAACCGUUAUCCCCUGGUUCCACGCCUUUGGCUGCCUAACUCUUAUUACCACAGCAUGCAUGGGCUCCAUUUUAGUAUAUUUGCCUAAAUUUGAAGACCAUCUCUUUUUGAGUGCCAUCGAAAAGCAUCGCAUAUUGAUGGCCUUUAUGGUGCCACCAUUGAUGGUAUUCUUGGCUAAACAUCCCAUAGUCGACAAAUAUGAUUUAUCAUCUUUGUUGGUAUUGCUGUGUGGAGCUGCUCCCCUGAGUAAAGAAACCGAAGAUCAAAUCAAAGAACGCAUCGGAGUGCCAAUUAUUCGUCAAGGCUAUGGCCUUAGUGAAUCCACAUUGAGUGUAUUGGUGCAAAAUGAUAAUGCCUGCAAACCCGGCAGUGUUGGUUCCCUGAAAGUAGGCCUUUAUGCCAAGGUCAUGGAUCCGGAUACCGGCAAAAUUUUGGGUCCCAAUCAACGUGGUGAACUAUGCUUCAAAGGCGAUUGUAUUAUGAAGGGAUACAUUGGGGACACCAAAUCCACCCAGACUGCCAUCAUCGAUGGUUGGCUACAUACCGGAGACAUUGGCUAUUUUGAUGAUGAUUUUGAAUUCUUCAUUGUGGAUCGCAUAAAGGAAUUGAUUAAAUACAAAGCCUUUCAAGUACCACCUGCAGAAAUUGAGGCUCUGCUUUUGACCAACCCAAAGAUUAAGGACGCUGCUGUUAUUGGCAAACCCGAUGAGGAAGCCGGUGAAUUGCCCAUGGCAUUUGUUGUGAAACAAGCCAACGUGCAGCUUAGCGAGCAGGAAGUUAUUGAUUUUGUUGCCGAACGUGCCUCACCUGCUAAAAAAUUGCGUGGUGGUGUUAUGUUUGUCGAUGAAAUUCCCAAAAAUCCAAGUGGUAAGAUUCUACGACGUGUUCUGCGUGAUAUGCUCAAGAAAAAGACCAAGUCUAAAUUAUAAAAUUGCCCCCCUUCCCUACAUUCCAUUUUACAAAAAACAUGGUUGUAUAUAGAAUUAAUUAACCAAAGUCAAACAAAUAUGCAAUGUUUAAUACCUGAUUAGUAAAAUAAUAUAAUAGCCGGCAAUAAUUUUUUAUGUGUUGUAUGUGUUAAGGUGAAGCUA
Molecule: messenger RNA, 2058 nt
Organism: Stomoxys calcitrans (stable fly)
Lineage: Eukaryota; Metazoa; Arthropoda; Insecta; Diptera; Muscidae
Exons: 6
Coding region: 265-1896 (543 amino acids)
Biological process (GO): long-chain fatty acid metabolic process; fatty-acyl-CoA biosynthetic process
Molecular function (GO): long-chain fatty acid-CoA ligase activity
Source: RefSeq, a predicted model, not a curated record